AUGAGGGCAGCUUCAUUCUUCUGCGGCGUCUCGGUUUUGUUGCCCCUCGUCAACGCGCAGGCGUCGACCGGUGCCGAGGCGCCCCUCAUCACCGCUUCCGCCCGCGCCUUCUUCAUAUUCGACACCCACCCAACGGGCAGCCUCGAGGCCUCCAUCAUCGCGCACAACAGAAGAAACGAAACCCACCACGUGGCCUGCCCGACGGCGGAUGCGGCCUGCAAGAAGGAAGGCCACUGGCCAGCGACCGUCACCCACAUCGAGGGCUCCAGCUGGAUCGGGACCAACACGGCCACGGCGGGCAUCGAGAAGCAGUGGAGAUUACGGUCAGUGCUUCGUAACAACUGUCGACGCGGCGGGGUCGACGACGGGCGAGUACAAUCCGUCAGCGCUCCUUUCGUAUUGGUCCGAGUGGCUAGCUACAGCGACUUGUGCGACCUUCACAAGUCCGGCACCGUAUACCAGAUCGGUAUCUGGAAGACCUGCGACUGGAGCAACGGGAAGCGCGUCGUUUCUGGUAGAGACAGGAGGAGGCGUGACGACGGCAACGGGAACCAAGUCGGGGACAGAAGCAGACAUCGGGACGGAGACGGGAACGGCUGCGGUGGCGUCGACGUCGGCUCCGGCGAGUGGGUCUAG
Molecule: messenger RNA, 636 nt
Organism: Colletotrichum navitas
Lineage: Eukaryota; Fungi; Ascomycota; Sordariomycetes; Glomerellales; Glomerellaceae
Exons: 3
Coding region: 1-636 (211 amino acids)
Source: RefSeq, a predicted model, not a curated record